UCACGACAAAAGAAGAGUUUGGUUAUUUCUAUGCGGGCAAGUGGUAUUGGUGUUAGUCGGGCGUAUCGAUUUUUGGAGAAGGAAGCUGGUAGUCGAGAGAAUAUAGGAUUCAUACGAAAGGAUAUAUACAAUGAACUACAGAAGGAAUCCCGUAAGGUGUCGAAGAUUAAUGAUGGGGAUGCAAAUAAGUUGCUCGAGAUGCUCACUGAUAGAGGAAUGAGUGAUCCUUCAUUUUUUUGGAAGGUAAAGCUUAGCGACGAUGGUAGGCUCAAAAAUCUAUUCUUUCGGGAUACUCGUUGUCUUGUAGACUACCAGCAUUUUGGCGAUGUAUUAUCCGUUGACGCCACCUACAAGACUAACAAGUAUGACUUGAUAUGUGUUCCUAUGAUUGGCAUAAACCAUCAUCGGACAAAUGUGAUGUUUGGACUUGGUUUCUUGUCAAAUGAGAAGGCCGAGUCGUAUGAGUGGUUAUUUAGUACAUUUCUUCAAGCUAUGUACCACAAAGAGCCCUCCACCAUAUUCUCGGACCAAGACAUGGCUAUAAUGAAUGCGAUCGAUUCGACUUUUCGUGAAUCGUCACAUCGGCUUUGCCAAUGGCAUAUCAACAAGAAUGCAGUGAAGCAUUUUGGGAAAUUAAAUCAUGAUAAAGAUUUUAAAAAUUUGUGGCAUAGGUGUAUGAACGGGUGCGAGUCCGGGGAACAAUUUGAUAUUGUUUGGAGAAGAAUGAUAGACGAGCACAAUUUGUCGGAGCACAAAUGGUUUCUUAGCAUGCAUAAGUUGAGGAAGCGGUGGUCUUCGGCUUUCACCCGUGAUAAAUUUUCGGGAGGUUUGCAUGCCACAUCUCGUAGUGAGGUUACCAAUAAAGUCUUGAAAGAGUUGUGCUCGACUACUUCCACAUUGCAUGAAUUUGUUGUUGGAUUUGAGAAGAUGCAGAAAUCGUGGCGAACAAGAGAGUUUGAAGAGGACGCACUUUGUCGAGGCAUGCCCGGUAUGUUCGUUCAACGAACAAGGAUUUUAAUCCAGGUGGGUGAAGUAUGUACGAGGAGUGUUUUCAAAAUGUUUGAGUACGAAGCUUUGAAUUGCAUUUCUGUGGAUUUGACCGAAUCACCCCCUGAUUUGAAUGAGGUGCUACUGGAGUUCAAGUUGUCAUCAAGUUCGUCGGGGACAGGCUAUCGUUUAGUGAAGUAUAAUCAGAAUUCUAAAUUUGCCUCAUGUUGUUGUCAUCUCUGGGAGACUGAAGGCAUUAUUUGUCGGCACCUUUUUAGAGUUUAUCUUCACUUUAACCAACAUAGCGUGCCUGAUGAGAUGUUACUGAAUAGAUGGAGGAAAGAUUCCAAGCAGCGGAUAGGAUUAUCAGAUCGCUUAUCGGAGUCUGCGGGGGUAAACAAGUUGAAUAGUAUGGUUUUUGUUAACCACAACACAAAGAUAGUGUACGACUUGCUAACAGAAUGCAAGGAUGACAGGAGUUGUAGAGAUUUCAUUGAUGAUUCUAUUGGGAGGAUGGUAGAUGGUGUGAAAAGCAUGAGACUUCACACAAUGCAUGAUACCACAGAUAAUGCAACUCAGGAAGGCUUCAAAGAGCCGUUGGUUCGGCCUAUAAAGAAUCCUGUGUUUGAGAAAAAACGUCCAUAUCGGCGGAUGCGAUUCAGCAAAGAUCGGGAAGCUCCUGGAUAUUACUCCGCUCACACAUCAACUACCUCUCAAGAUGAUGAUGAAAAUGAUGUACGAACAAGGAGAACUAACUUUGGAGAUGAAGAAGGCUUGUUUCGAAGUUUAGACGAUAUUUCAGAUCGCUUUUCGAUGGAGUAGACUCGUUCCACAUUAAUUCUUAGAAAAUGUGAACUUCUGUUUGAGUUUUAAGUUGUCAUCUAAUUUCUUUUUUCACGUUAUUUUGAGGUUGGUGCACUUGUUUACUUGGCAGCUGCGUUUGU
This is a messenger RNA of Salvia miltiorrhiza (redroot sage), 1931 nucleotides long. Its product is annotated as protein FAR1-RELATED SEQUENCE 5-like. The record is from RefSeq and is a predicted model, not a curated record. Gene Ontology annotation, biological process: regulation of DNA-templated transcription. The transcript has 2 exons. Bases 31 to 1809 code for a protein of 592 amino acids. Lineage: Eukaryota; Viridiplantae; Streptophyta; Magnoliopsida; Lamiales; Lamiaceae. Gene Ontology annotation, molecular function: zinc ion binding.